Messenger RNA from Myotis daubentonii (Daubenton's bat), 3446 nucleotides. It is a transcript of the gene XPNPEP2, whose product is annotated as X-prolyl aminopeptidase 2. Gene Ontology annotation, molecular function: metalloaminopeptidase activity. NCBI's taxonomy places the organism in Eukaryota, Metazoa, Chordata, Mammalia, Chiroptera, Vespertilionidae. The record is from RefSeq and is a predicted model, not a curated record.
UGUCUCGAUCUUUGGACUCUGCCCCGGGGCCGGCUCACACCUUAUUCCAGGAGACUCAUAGCAAGCAGAGGCUUCUCUGCCCACCCUGAGUCCUGGAUCCUUCAUAAACAACAGACCAGAAGGGGAUUCUUCAUCAACCAGCUGGACACCUCCAUAUCACCAGCCCCUGCCCUCUGGCUGCUCCUGCCCGGGAAAAGGCCUGGAGGAAGAGGCCAGGAAAGGAAGAGACCUGCCCCUCUCCUCUGUCCCUCCAUUGACCCAGCACCAGCAUCUGGAGACUCCAUGGCCUGGGCUUCCUGGGGCUGCUGCCCCUGGCUUGUCCUCCUCUCUGUUUGUGCCUGGGGCCAUGCAAAGCCAGUGGACCUGAGAAGAGAGAACGUGAGAAACUGUUCAACGAGCCCUCAUUACCUUCCAGUUACUGUGGUCAAUACCACGGUGCAGCUCACAGCCCUUCGCCAGCAGAUGCAAACCCAGAAUCUCUCUGCCUACAUCAUCCCAAACACGGAUGCCCACAUGAGUGAGUACAUUGGCGAACAUGACAAGAGGCUUACAUGGAUGACAGGCUUUACAGGGUCUUCAGGAACUGCAGUGGUGACCAUGGGGAAAGCAGGUCUCUGGACUGACAGCCGCUACUGGACCCAGGCUGAGCAAGAGAUGGACUGCAAUUGGGAGCUCCAUAAGGAAGUUGGCAGUACUCCCAUUGUCAACUGGCUCCUCAAUGAGAUUCCUGCUGGAGGGCGUGUGGGCUUUGACCCCCUCCUCUUCUCCAUUGGCACCUGGAAGAGUUAUGACACGGCCCUCCAAGGCUCUGACAGAGAGCUGGUGUCAAUCACAACCAACCUUGUGGACCUGGUGUGGGGUUCAAAGAGGCCUCCAGUUCCAAGCCAGCCCAUUUAUGUCCUGCAGGAGGCAUUCACAGGGAGCACCUGGCAGGAGAAAGUAUCUAACAUUCGCAGCCAGAUGCAGAAGCAUCGCAAGGCCCCAACUGCUGUACUUCUGUCAAUGCUUGAUGAGACAGCCUGGCUCUUCAACCUGCGCAGUAGUGACAUCCCUUAUAACCCCUUCUUCUAUUCCUACACGCUGCUCACGGACUCAUCCAUCAGGUUAUUUGUAAACAAGAGUCGUUUUAACUCCGAGACCCUGCAGUAUCUGAACUCCAGCUGCACAGGACCCAUGUGUGUGCAACUUGAAGAUUAUAGCCAAGUCUAUGACAGCGUCCAAGCCUACGCCUCAGGAGCUGUGAGGAUCUGGAUUGGGACCAGCAAUACUAUGUAUGCAUUUUACAACGUGAUACCCCAGGAUAAAAUCAUAGCAGAAACCUACUCCCCAGUGAUGGUAACCAAGGCGGUGAAAAACAGCAAGGAGCAGACUCUCCUCAAAGCCAGCCACGUGCAGGAUGCUGUGGCAUUGAUCUGCUACUUGGUCUGGCUGGAGAAGAACGUGCCCAAAGGCACAGUGGACGAGUUCUCAGGGGCACAGCUACUGGACACAUUCCGAGGAAAAGAAAAGUUUUCCUCCGGACCCAGUUUCCAAACCAUCUCUGCUAGUGGUCUGAACGCUGCCCUGGCCCACUACAGCCCAUCAAAGGAGGUACACCGCAAGCUGACUUCAGAUGAGAUGUACCUGGUGGAUUCUGGGGGACAAUACUGGGGCGGAACCACAGACAUCACCAGAACAGUCCACUGGGGUACCCCGUCUGCUUUCCAAAAGGAGGCAUAUACCCGCGUGUUGAUAGGAAAUAUCGAUCUUUCCAGACUCAUCUUUCCUGCUGGUACAUCAGGACCAAUGUUGGAAGCCUUUGCCCGCAAAGCCUUGUGGGAGGUUGGGCUCAAUUAUGGCCACGGGACAGGCCAUGGCAUUGGCAACUUCCUGUGUGUGCACGAGUGGCCAGUGGGAUUCCAUUCCAGCGGCCUUACUAUGGGCAAGGGCAUGUUCACUUCCAUCGAACCUGGUUACUAUCAGGAUGGCGAAUUUGGGAUCCGUCUUGAAGAUGUGGCCCUCGUGGUAGAAGCAAAGACCAAGUACCCAGGGACCUACCUGACCUUUGAAGUGGUGUCAUUGGUACCCUAUGACCGGAAUCUCAUUGAUGUCAGACUGCUGUCCCCAGAGCAGCUCCAAUACCUGAAUCGCUACUACCAGACCAUCCGAGAGAAGGUGGGCCCAGAGCUGGAGAAGCGCCAACUACUGGAGGAACUCAAGUGGUUACAGCAGCACACAGAGCCCUUGUCUGCGAAGGCUCCACGCACCACCUUUUUGGCCUCUCUGUUGGCAGCCUCCACUCUUGCCAUCCUUGGCUGGAGUGUCUAGAGGCCCAGGACUCCCCUGCUAACCCUGUCACUCAGCUCCCUUCACCCUGCACCACCCAUGCCCUAAGAGCUUCUGCUGGCCCAUUGCCUGGAAACCUUUAUCCUCAGCUUCCUUCUCCAGGACCAAGCCCCAGCCACUCAGGGCUUCUUGGGCUUAUACACCUCACCCUCGGUUCCCAACCCCAGGAUAGGAGAGCCAGCUAGUUCCUUUCCUCCAGUGGGCCCAGUAGGCCUAACCUAUAACCUGGCAGAGCCUGUUGCUGCUGCGCCCCAUGGCCCUGGGAGAGCCCCACCCUAAAACCACCAGAGCUGUUCCCUCACACUGGCUCCUAAAUCCAUGCCCUUAAGGUUGCCUCUAUUCACCCCCACCUGUACCUGGCCCUACAGUGACCUCCUGGCUGCUUGCCUAUAGAUUGAAGGAACAAGGGUGGCUUCCAAGCUUCCUGCUGUGCCUAUAAAGGGAGAGGAAGGGAGGGUGGUUGAGUCCUCUGAUGCCAUACUGCCACCCCAGGGUCAGGGAGACCAGCCAGGGAAGGGGCAUGUACAGCAGCCCUCCACCCAACGUGUGAGCCCAUCACUUCCAAACCCUGGAUGGGCUCCAUGCCAAGUGACAGGAUAGGGACUUAAGCCAUAGGAAUUUGGCCAUGGGGUAGGAGGGAAUGCGGGAAGCGCUCUGGAAUAUGGCCCUACCCAAAGUUGGGAAAAGCCUGAACAGUGAUGCUGAAUCAUUCUCUCAGAUUUCCUGGCAUGUGGGAGCCCAUUUAACUUUCCAAAGUACAGCCACAGUGAUGAUGCUAUUAAAUCCUUCAGCAUCCUUGGAUGACCAUUAACCUGUGAGGCCAGUGUCUGGUUUUCCCAUUUUAUAGAUAAGAGAACUGAGUCCAGACAGAGUGGGAUCUGCCCAAGAUACACAGUGUUUGGUUGGGACAUGGUGGGACCAGAAUGGGCCAGGAGUCCAACUCUUGACUUUUGGCACCAUGGAGAAUCCCUUAGCCUACCUCCCAGCCCUCUCUGGCUCUCUGAGCCACUGUUGUUGGGGGGUGGGGAAGGGUAGUUUUCUCUGGCCAGCCCAGCCGUUAGCCACCUGGGCUCACAUCCUGCUAGAUACUUAAAACAACCUGGCAACAAAGCCUGCAUUUA